AUGUCGUCGCCACCCGGCCGCCGCGUCCGCCUGUCGUCUCCCGGCACCAGUCACCAGACCUCUGAGGCCCGCGAGGAGGUGCGGCGCCGCCUGCGGGACCUCAUCGAUGGCAACCGGGUGAUGAUCUUCAGUAAGAGCUACUGUCCACACAGCACGCGGGUUAAGGAACUCUUUUCUUCCAUGGGAGUGGACUAUAACAUCCUGGAACUUGAUCAAGUUGAUGAUGGGGCCAAUGUUCAGGAAGUGCUAACGGAAAUCAGUAACCAGAGAACGGUGCCCAAUAUUUUUGUGAACAAAGUGCAUGUGGGCGGAUGUGACCGAACUUUCCAGGCGCACCAGAACGGUUUACUGCAGAAGCUCCUCCAGGAUGACAAGGCUAAUGAUUACGAUCUCAUCAUCAUCGGCGGGGGCUCUGGCGGCCUCUCUUGUGCAAAGGAAGCUGCCAACUUGGGAAGGAAGGUCAUGGUGUUAGACUUCGUGGUCCCAUCGCCUCAGGGCACAACCUGGGGCCUUGGCGGCACGUGUGUGAAUGUGGGCUGCAUUCCUAAGAAGCUGAUGCACCAGGCCGCCCUCCUGGGGCAGGCCUUGAAGGACUCGAGGAAAUACGGCUGGGACUAUAACCAGCAGGUGAAACAUGACUGGGAGACCAUGACUGAAGCAAUCCAGAAUCAUAUUAGCUCCUUGAACUGGGGCUACAGGCUGGCCCUUCGGGAGAAAGGCGUGGCCUACAUCAACGCCUACGGCGAGUUUGUGGAGCCGCAUAAGAUAAAGGCAACCAAUAAGAAAGGACAGGAAACUUUUUACACCGCUUCCAAGUUUGUCAUAGCAACAGGUGAAAGGCCACGGUAUUUGGGAAUCCAGGGAGAUAAGGAAUACUGUAUUACCAGUGAUGACCUUUUCUCUCUGCGGUACUGCCCGGGCCGCACCUUAGUCGUAGGUGCCUCCUACGUUGGUCUGGAGUGUGCCGGCUUUCUGGCUGGCUUGGGGUUAGAUGUGACGGUCAUGGUGCGCACCGUCCUUCUUCGCGGCUUUGAUCAGGAAAUGGCAGAGAAAGUGGGAUCCUACUUGGAACAACAAGGCGUCAAGUUCCAAAGGAAACUCAUCCCUGUUUCGGUUCAACAAUUGGAGAAAGGCUCACCCGGCAAACUGAAAGUCUUGGCGAAGUCCACUGAUGGAUUGGAAAUCGUUGAAGGCGUAUACAACACGGUUUUGUUAGCAAUUGGUCGUGACUCCUGUACCAGGAAAAUAGGGCUGGAGAGGAUCGGGGUCAAAAUCAAUGAGAAGAACGGCAAAAUCCCAGUAAACGAUGUGGAACAGACCAACGUGCCCCACAUUUAUGCUAUCGGGGAUAUACUGGAUGGCAAACCAGAGCUCACUCCUGUUGCCAUCCAGGCAGGCAAGCUGCUAGCUCGAAGGCUCUUUGGAGCCUCUUCAGAAAAGUGCGAUUACGUUAACAUCCCAACCACAGUGUUCACACCUCUGGAAUAUGGCUGCUGCGGACUGUCUGAAGAGAGAGCCAUCGAAGUGUAUAAAAAAGAGAAUCUGGAAGUGUAUCACACCUUGUUCUGGCCUCUUGAGUGGACAGUCGCUGGCAGAGACAACAACACCUGUUAUGCAAAGAUAAUCUGCAACAAAUUCGACUGUGAACGUGUGGUGGGAUUUCACCUUCUGGGGCCCAAUGCUGGUGAAAUCACACAGGGAUUUGCAGCUGCAAUAAAAUGUGGGCUCACAAAGCAGCAACUUGAUGACACCAUUGGAAUCCACCCCACAUGUGGUGAGGUAUUCACAACACUGGAAAUCACAAAGUCCUCAGGGCUGGAGAUUACUCAGAAAGGCUGCUGAGGCUAGCCCCGCUGUUGUUGGGUUUCCCCUGUCACACUCUCACUCCAUGCCCGUGACAUCUGGUCGGGCACCGGGGGACCAGUCCCAGGCUUUCUCCUGGCACAGAGAUGAGAAGGCAGCAGAGAACCAGCAGCAGCAGCAUCUGUAGUCUCAGCUGACGGCAUGCAGCAGCCAUGCUGCAGUCUUGACGCCUUGGCUUGGAACCCACAGAGGUGAGCCAAGGCCGACUUCUGCACGUCAGUCAGACUUCUCCCCCACUGAGGUCCUGGAUGGCACAGCAAGCCCACCCUCCCUUUCCUGGUUGCCAAAGCAGACCCCUCACCUUGUUUCUAUGAAGAUAUAUUUUUCAGUUGUGGACUUGUCUAUAAAGAGGCUCGUGGGCCUAGAGUGCGGCAGUUCAUGGAUUCUUGGCAUGUGGGGAGCCACGUAAGAGCAGUUGGCUACACAGAACUCCCGCGUUAGCAGGAGGCUGAGUGUACAUUUAACAUGCCAUCAGAAACCUGACUCACCUCACCCCUUGCACAUCUCCUGAGGGUGUGAAACUUAAAGCCGUUCUCCUCACAGUUUCCAGACUACCAGAGCAUCACAAGCAAGAGAGAAAUCCUUGUAUCACUUUUCCAUGUUAAUCUUAAGGUCACUAUUAAAAAGAUUUUACUACA
Messenger RNA from Meriones unguiculatus (Mongolian gerbil), 2501 nucleotides. It is a transcript of the gene Txnrd3, whose product is annotated as thioredoxin reductase 3. Lineage: Eukaryota; Metazoa; Chordata; Mammalia; Rodentia; Muridae. Gene Ontology annotation, biological process: glutathione metabolic process; cell redox homeostasis; cellular response to oxidative stress. The transcript has 16 exons. Gene Ontology annotation, cellular component: mitochondrion; cytosol. Gene Ontology annotation, molecular function: flavin adenine dinucleotide binding; glutathione-disulfide reductase (NADPH) activity; thioredoxin-disulfide reductase (NADPH) activity. The record is from RefSeq and is a predicted model, not a curated record. Bases 1 to 1842 code for a protein of 613 amino acids.